Messenger RNA from Aphanomyces astaci, 5458 nucleotides. RefSeq lists its product as hypothetical. The transcript has 19 exons. Gene Ontology annotation, cellular component: Swr1 complex. The record is from RefSeq and is a predicted model, not a curated record. The coding region runs from base 28 to 5424 and encodes 1798 amino acids. Gene Ontology annotation, molecular function: ATP-dependent chromatin remodeler activity; ATP hydrolysis activity; histone binding. Lineage: Eukaryota; Oomycota; Saprolegniomycetes; Saprolegniales; Verrucalvaceae.
UGGUGAAUAAGUUUGGGGUCCAAAGCGAUGGCCGAUGAUUCCGUGGUUGCGGCGGCCUCAGCGAGCGAGCAUGCUCCUUCUCGACGUCCACAGAACAAGAAGAUUGAAGGAAAGGGAUCUUGUCGAGGCAAGCGAACUCGAUCCGAGUCAAAUCUUGGUCUAAAGCCGACGAACAAGCGAAAAAAGGGCGUUGGGUCCACGGACGUUGCUGAAGUUGAUAUCGACAACACGGGAGCAGGGGUCGACAACGACGAGGUGGAGGCGUUGCAACAAGAGAAACAGCGUCUUUUGGCAGAGUUGCGACGGUACACGGUGCUGGGGGACGCCUCGGCCGACACGCCACCCCCCCCACAUACGUCGUUGUCCCGGCGCAAUAGUCAGACGUCGUUGGUAGGUGCGCCGCCGUCGUCCUCCCCCGCGGCGCUUCCAUCUUCAUCCACCGAUCCCAUGAAUCCGACAUCGUCGUUCCGUCAUUGGGACUUUCUCCUGCAAGAGAUGCAGUGGAUGUCGACGGACUUUGCGCAGGAGCGCAAGUGGCGCAUUCGCAAAGCCAAGACGUUAAGUUUGUCCGUGACGAGCUACCACGGCAAAAAGUCCACGGCCGCGAUGCGUACCCUGCAGCACGAAGAGCAGGCGCGGAAGCGUUUUGCCGCCAAGAUGGGCCGCGACGUCAAGAAGUUUUGGCUCAAGGUCGACAAGUUGGUGGCGCACCAAGUCAAGGCCGCCGAGGACAGUCGGCGCAAGGCAUCGAUGGAAACCCAGCUCCAGUUCCUACUCCAGCAAACGGAAAAGUACGCGUCGGCGCUGGCCACGACGUUUGCCAUGGCCGAUGCGAUGAUGCAUGAUGCCAACAACCAGAUCUCGUACGACGAAGAAGGCUCAGACUUUUCAGAAGUAGAAGAACCAGCAGAUGACGAAAGUACGAUUGAAGCCGAGGAACAGUUGCAGUCUAAGGCAGAUGUGGCCAUGGAAGUCGCGCUCCUUCAAGAAGAAAGCACGAUGUCCAUUCAAGCCUUGCACGCCAAGUACGCGGCGAUCAUGGAAGAAGGAGAGGAAGAAGAAGAGGGAGAAGAUGGAGAUGAUUUAGCCUGGAAUAAGGAUGUAACCCCCGCGAUAAAUUUGGACGAGAAGACGAGGAUACAGACCCGUGGACAAGCAGAAGGUACCGAGUCGGAUGGCGACUUUGAAAUGGACGAUAUAGAAGAAGCAGCAGAUGAUGAAAGUACGAUUGAAGCCGAGGAACAGUUCCAGUCCAAGGCAGACGUGGACAUGGAAGUCCAGUUACUUCAGGAAGAAAGCACCUUGUCCAUUGAAGCCUUGCGCGCCAAGUAUGCGGCGAUCAUGGACGAAGAAGAAGAAGAAGACAUGCAUGGCACGACGACGCUGGCUCAAACCGCGCCUGUAGAGACUAGCAGAACAAAGAGGGCCACCAGCAAGAGGAUGUCGGACAUGGUACCACUAACAGAUGACGCCAAUGAUGUGUGGACGCAAGUGGGCCUCGAACGUCCGUUUCUACUGCAUCAUACGCUGCACUUGCGAGCAUAUCAAGCUACGGGUGUGGCGUGGCUGCUGUCGUUGGCACACAACCGCAUGAAUGGGAUUCUGGCCGACGAGAUGGGACUGGGCAAAACCAUCCAGACGAUUUCGCUCUUGGCGGCGCUGGCCACGGAAGGGUUAUGGGGGCCGCACUUGGUGAUUGUGCCGACGUCGUGCAUCUUGAAUUGGGAGAUGGAGUUCAAACGGUGGUGCCCUGGGUUCAAGGUCAUGACAUAUUACGGCAGUGCCAAGCGGCGUAAAGAGUUGCGACUCGGAUGGUCCAAAGUAAAUGCUUUCCAAGUGUGCAUUACGUCGUACCAGCUGGUGGUGGCGGAUGCGCCCUGCUUUAAGCGCAAGAAAUGGUACUAUUUAAUCCUCGACGAAGCGCACAAUAUCAAAAACUGGAAGUCGCAGCGAUGGCAGACCCUGCUUACGUUCAACACACAGCGUCGGCUGUUGCUCACUGGCACGCCAUUGCAAAACAAUUUGAUGGAAUUGUGGGCGUUGAUGCACUUUUUAAUGCCACAUUUGUUUCGGUCGCGAGCUCAAUUCAGCCACUGGUUCAGCACCCCCAUGAAUGCCAUGGUGGAAGGGGAAGCGGCCGUGAACGACCAACUAGUGUCACGAUUGCACAAUAUCAUUCGGCCGUUUGUGUUGCGCCGGUUGAAAAAAGAUGUCGCCAAGCAAAUGCCUGGCAAGUUUGAGCACGUGGUCGUGUGCUCGUUAUCGAAACGGCAGCGGUUCCUAUAUGAAGACUUUAUGGCGCGAUCCAGUACACGCAAGGCGCUGUCGGGGGGCAACUUUAUGGGCAUGAUGAACGUACUCAUGCAGUUGCGCAAGGUAUGCAACCAUCCGGAUCUGUUUGAAGCGCGCCCGGUCCUGUGCCCGUUCGACAUGGCGCCGCUCACAGUGUCAUAUCCGUUUGCAAACUUGGCAGUCGUCGGCCGACAUCGUCGCACACUGGGCUGUUUUUAUCCAGAUAAUGGGUUGGUUACAUCCGAGGUGGCUUGGCAGGCAAGGCGGACGUUGGCGCCGUCUGUCCAAGUGUUUAUCGACGAUGUAUCUAUGGCACCACUUGAGAAAGAAGAACAAGAAGAAUGGCUACAACAGUAUGCGACACUGUGGAAUUUUGCCACCCAGCAGAAAACCCUGCGACAGGCAGCUACACGGGCGAAAGCAACUGCCAAUGCCUGGAUCAACCACUGGCGAUGCAUGGAAACCACCCCAUUUAUAUCCCAUGAACUGCUGCGUAUCGCGACCAUGCCGGUAUUUAUUUCGCCAGCGAUGGACGUCCACAACAAAGUUGGCAAGGCGACCAGUACUGCGUUGGCUGCGAUGGUCCAGUCGCCCACGUCUCGCCUUAACGACUGGCUCGAGAUCAUGCUGAAAGUACUCUGCUUUGUGCACAAAGCUCGAACGACGGCGCCAACGCUAGUGGUCGGGUCCACGUUGAGUGCUGGGCGGGUGCAGGACGCACUGCACUCGAAAGAAACCAACGAUCAGCUGCAUGCGGCCCUGGACCCAGCGUGGACGAUGCUCCACCCAAUCACGCAGCGGCAGCAUUUGUACUUUCCAGACAAGCGACUCAUUCAAUUCGACUGUGGCAAGCUGCAGCAACUGGACAGACUGCUGCGUGAGCUCAAGCGGGGCAGCCAUCGGUGCCUUAUCUUUUCGCAAAUGAGCUCCAUGCUGAAUAUUCUAGAGAUAUUUCUCAACGUCCACGGGCACACGUACUUUCGACUGGAUGGGUCGACCCCCGUGGAACAGCGGCAGCGGUUGAUGGAUAAAUUCAACACCGACCCCAAGGUGUUUUGCUUCAUCUUAUCGACUCGCAGCGGGGGACUGGGUAUCAACUUGACGGGCGCCGACACGGUGAUCUUUUACGACAGCGAUUGGAAUCCAGCCAUGGACGCCCAAGCCCAGGACCGAGCCCAUCGCAUCGGUCAGACGCGCGACGUGCACAUAUACCGCCUCGUGUCGGCGCACACGGUGGAGCAAAAUAUUUUGAAAAAAGCGCGCCAGAAAAAACAUUUGGAUUUUUUGGUCUUGUCUGAGGGGCAGUUUACGACCGAGUACUUUUCCAAGUCGAAUUUGCGCGCUCUGAUUGGUCCAGCAACUGCACAAGAUCACGACGGUGACGACGUGGCCUCUAUUUCAUCCAAUGAGAACACCGCUGCGGACAUGCGGACCAUCCAAGAUGCGAUGGCGCAGUGCGAAGAUGAAGCAGAUGUGGCGGCUAUGAAGGGCGUGGAGCUCGAGCAAGAGGCGGCGAAAGCCCAGGAUGAAACCUUUGACGAUGAAGAGAAUGCAGCAGUAGACACUGUAUCUGCGACAGCGUCGGGAGAGGCAGUGGAAGCAAGUGCGUCGUUGCGGCCGAUCGACCAAUAUGCGAUAACGUACCGAUGCACGACGGAUCCGCUGUUUGAUGGGUCCGUGGUGGAUGUGUUGCCUGUGGAUUAUGCCGAGGAAGAGGUCGAGCUCGAGCGUAUCGAAGCGAUGAAAGUGGUCGACGAGGAAAUGGCCAUUCAAGAUGGCGACUUGAUUGUGGCAGCGGAACCUGUCGAUGUGAAGACCCAAAAGCGCCUGUACGUCCGCGAACGUAGUCAUGUGAAGAGUGAAAAACGACGCCGGGCGUUGACGGGGGCUGCGUGGAUGCCCAAGACCUGCAGCCGAUCAAAUCUGCCAUUUUAUUACAACACAGACACCCACGAAGCCAUUUGGGAUCGCCCGCUUGUAUGGGUGACAAACGAUGAGCAUGCGCAUGCCGUCACUGUCGGAUACGGCGGCUUGUCCAUACCGACGCUGCUGCACCUUCUGGGCUUUGCCACUGCCAAAGACAGGAUGGCGAGUUGUGUGAACAAGCAGUGGACUGUGGCGGCGCGGCACCCUUCGUUUCACAAGCGCGUGCACUCGACCGACUCUGUCGCAGCCGUUCAAUCUCUUUUGAGUGCUCUGGAGGCCUGCGACACGGUUGCGUUUGGCAGUGGCGUGCACAGCAUGCCCACCGCCGUGCAUAUUCGCUGCCCCGUGCGCUUUACCGGUCCUCCUUUGACCCGAGGAAGCACAUGUACACUCGAGUUUUCACCUGUCAACGAGAUGAGUGGGUUGGUAUGGCAUGCCAAGGCGGGUGAAAUCUCCAACUUGACCGUGCAGAUCCCAACCUCUUCGUCGUCGCCCAAUAUGUCGACCAAGAGCCGGAGGAACGUCGUACUUACAGUCGCAUCUGACAGCAACUUGACGGUGCUGGACAGCCGCAUACUGGGGGGUGACGUGGCCGUGGCAGUGCAAGGGGGCACGGCCACGUUGGUGGAUGUCGACAUUGCCGACGCUGUCGGGUCGGGCGUGGUGGUCCAAGGUGGAUUUGUGGCGAUUGUGGCUUGUCGAGUGAGUGGACACGGGCGCUGCGGACUCGCGAUGGUCCACGGCGCCGGGAUCGUCCGGCGCAGUUGGUUUGCAUUGAAUGGACGGUACGGCGUCCGCCUUUUAGGCGGCGUCCAGAUGGCUAUGCUUGACACCAACUCCUUUGAAAACAACCGAUGCGGUGCACUCGAUAUUGAGCACUCGCACCGUCGGAUUUACAUUCGAAACUGUACCAUCUCACAACACGUGGACGUACCCCGACCCCACAGCCACGAACGAUUGAAAUUCAAAGGCUGGCAGUACGAAUGUGUCGACACGUGCGCCGCGCCAAAGCCCAAACCAGAUAAAAAGGACAAGAAAUUGCAACUCAAGGACAAGGUCGUUAGUGGGCUGCCUAUGACCAACGAUGUUUUGGUUCCAGCAGCUUCCAUUGGUGUCGCCCCAUAUCUGACGGCAGCCCCUCCGGCUUUUACCCUAGCCACGAGCAGCUGCACAAAGCUCCAGAAUGACGAGCCUGAGAUUCUAUGAUAUGAAUAAAGCAUACCGUCGUUGCACAUUCUGC